CAAAUGGUUUAACACUAUAAAUAAUAAGACCGUUGACCUCUAAGAACUAAAAGACAGCUAACCUCAUAAUCUAACGUAUACAUCCAAUCAUUUAUGUAUUAUAUUUCACAUGUAAAUGCCUCUAUUUUCCCUUUCCUUUACUUCAAACCUACCCAAAUACAUCUUUCUUCUCUAUCUAUCUUAUUACCGUUGACUUUGUCAAAUAUUUGAAUCCCCAAUGUGUAAAAAGAAACCAAACCAAUAAUUAUAAUUAUGAUCAUGAUCAUGGGCUUCUUCAAUCCCAAGCCCUGAUGUUUUGCUUUGUCAUAAUUAUUAUUAGUAGGAGAGAUGAACUCCACAACAAGUGGUGAUUACGGUGGUGGUUUCUUUGGCUCAAAAGACAUUGGUGGCUUUGGUUAUGGCAUUGGAGUUUCAGUUGGGAUUUUAUUACUCAUCACAAGCAUAACUCUUGCUUCUUACUUCUGUACUCGUUCCCAACAGCAGCAACAACAACAUCAGGUGUCUGGGCCCGACCGUCAUAGCGCGGCCCAAGGCGGGAGGAACCGCCGGGCCCAGCAGCAGCAGCAGCUGCAUCAUGAUUUGCAUAGCUUUGUUGUUGAUAUUGGAUUAGAUGAUGCCACAAUUAAGAGUUACCCCAAAUUACCAUACUCUGAGGCUAAUAAGCUUAAGAAGACUAAUUCAACUUCUUCAUGUUGUUGUUCCAUAUGUUUGGCUGAUUAUAAGGCUAAUGAUAUGCUAAGGCAGUUGCCUGAUUGUAGCCACCUCUUUCAUGUCAAGUGUGUAGAUCCUUGGCUUAGGCUGCACCCCACAUGCCCGGUGUGCCGGACAUCGCCGAUCCCGACUCCCCUCUCAACUCCCCUGGCUGAGGUUGUUCCUUUGGCUACAAGGAGAGACUGAUCUAGAUUGUAAACAUUUCACAACACAAGAAAGAAGAAGCAAUAUGGUUGUGUUUGUUUAAUUUAGCUUCUAUAAUUCUUUUCUUUUGGAUCUCCUACAUAUUGAUACAGCUUUGUUUCACAUAGUAAACUUUAUUCAAAUUAAUUCCCUUUUUUUCUUUUCUAGUUUAGGAUUAGAUUUACAUGUUUGUAUAUUGGCAAAAUGUUUGGAGUAACUUUUGAAAAGUUUGUGCAUCUUGUAAAGAAAGAACUUAAAUCUCUUCUUUGAAAACUUAUUUU
Messenger RNA from Cannabis sativa, 1175 nucleotides. Its product is annotated as RING-H2 finger protein ATL70. Lineage: Eukaryota; Viridiplantae; Streptophyta; Magnoliopsida; Rosales; Cannabaceae. The coding region runs from base 328 to 897 and encodes 189 amino acids. The transcript has a single exon. The record is from RefSeq and is a predicted model, not a curated record.